This is a messenger RNA of Patella vulgata (common limpet), 12519 nucleotides long. RefSeq lists its product as uncharacterized. Gene Ontology annotation, molecular function: protein binding; GTP binding. The coding region runs from base 4919 to 10342 and encodes 1807 amino acids. NCBI's taxonomy places the organism in Eukaryota, Metazoa, Mollusca, Gastropoda, Patellidae. The transcript has 21 exons. The record is from RefSeq and is a predicted model, not a curated record. Gene Ontology annotation, biological process: regulation of apoptotic process.
CAGUUUGAAGAGUUCGCGUGUUUUUUUUAUACAGCUGAGAUUUUCUGUGUGUCAAGGCUUCAUUAAUAAAGAUUUUUGUUUUAUUUGUUACGACCUGUUUGGUUUAUUGUUAAACGGUCAUCUCGAUCGUUUAAAACAUGGUUAUUUAUAAUAUCUAUAGUAUCAGAUUAUCUGUAUUUUCACCAGCUCUCUCUCACUGAUACCACUGAAUUUAAGGCAUGUUCGUCUAGAAUAUUGUUCAAGUUCAUCAAUUUUAUUUUCUAAAUGGUCGAGGCGACUAACUAAAUCUUGAGUUAGUUUUGGUUGGAUUAAGUGAACAAUAUGGCUCAUUAUGACUUCGCGUUUAAAUAAUUCACCAAUAAAUGACUGUCACGACCCAUCAUCUUUUAGAACAUUAUCUAGAAAAUCGUUUAUACUGUUGGAAUCAUUUGGAUUUGAAUUUGAAGCCAUCUCCCUUCUUGAUCGUUUUGGUUGUCUUGAUUUCGUCAUUAGUAUUUUAUAUACAACUUAUACACCAGUCUAGCCUUGUAAAAAUAAGCUGAGUGAACUCGCGUGAACUGUUUUCCCAGAUACAUGUAUUAUACAGACGAUUUUAUAAGUCAACGAAAAGUCUCCCUUUUUGCAUAGGUUUGUCACAGUUAACACAUUAAAAAUUAAUUUAGUACAUACUCAAUUUACUCAGGAAGUUUUGAUAAAUCAUCUGAAAUAUAACUCUAUUUAAACGGAAGGAGAUUGACUCAACACGUCCACCUCAGUCGGCCAUUGUUGUUAGAAGUAUAAUGCGUCAGCUAUUAGGGCGGGACAAUUUCCAUUUUUGUGUAAUUGUUUCGUAUAGGCACCGUUUUACGUCAAUACUAUUCUAGUUAAUUGUAUUAAUCCGUACAGUGUUUUUUUGUUAAAAUUAAUAGGAUAUAGACCCACACUAUAAGUAUUUUUUCAAAAACAAAAUCUAAUAUAGGCCUAUAAUAUAAGUAAUUUUUUUUAAAAAAGAAAAAAAGAUAUAAGCCUAUGCAAUGAAAGGUGUUAAUUAAACAAUAUACAGACCCCAUAAUUAAAGAAAGAUAAUAUAAGACCCACAAAAACUAACUUAUAUAUCUUUGAACUUUUCUAAAAUUACUAGAAAUUGGACGCAAACAUAGGCAUGUGAAUAGCCUUUUUUAAAAAAAAAAAAAAAAAUGAAAGAGCCUAAAAUUACAGAUUAUACUGACCACAAGACGAAAGAAGAAAAAAAAUAACUGAAUAACACAUCUUGAGGGGUUUUUUCCUCUAAAAUUAACUGUAAAAUUACUGAAAAGUAAAAGAAGAAAAUGGUGUGAGGCCUAUAUAUUUUUAAAAAAUAAAUUUGGACUGUUUUGAAUUUAAUGAACACUGAAAUGAUGAAUUUUAAAUUGUAAAGAAGAAUAUUUGAUACAGGCUUGUAAAAUAUAGUUAAAUAAUACAAUCUUAUAUUUUAAAAAAGACAAAUUUGUGCUAUUUUCUCUGAAAUUAAAACUGAAAACACAGAAUUGAAAAGGAGAAACUAGGUUAUAAAAAAAUGAUAUCAGUAGUAUUUUUAAAGAAUAUGAUCUCGGCCUAUAACAGUAGUUUUUUUAAAGACGAAAAUAUGAUAUAGGCCCGUGCAGUGAAAGGUUUUUAUUGAAAUAGUAUGCAGAUUCCAUAUUACAGACUACUAAGAAAAUAUUCGAUCCCACCCCCCAAAUAAAUUAACUUCUAUAUCUUUAAACUUUUCUAAACUUACUAGCAAAAAUACAACUUGGCAUUUAAUGCAAAUCUUUAUAUAUAUAUAUACGUAGACUCUAGUAUUACAGACUAUGAAGAUCAUAUUAUAUAAGACCACAUAAAAUAACUGUUCUAUGUAUCUUGACCCUUUUGUCUCUAAAAUACUAAAUAGUAAAAAAAAAAAAAAAAAAGAAAAAGAAAAUGGGAUUUUUAUAUAAAGGUCCUAAAAGUUAAAAAAAAAAAAAAAAAGGAGAAUAUAGGUCUAGAUGAAUGUAUGUAGAAAAGGGCUUUGAAAUUACAUAUUAGGAUUAAAAAGAACGCACAAAAAAAUUAUCUGAACAGUAUUUAAAUUUGAAUAUUGUAAUGCGCCAUUGCAAAGACAAAUUGGUUGUGAAAAUACUGCUUAUACUUUUAUUAUUAUAUCAUGGACUCUAUAUUAGAUUUUAUGUAUUUUCUUUUACCAAAGGGCGUGAUACAGUUUGUUAUUCAUAAAGAUUUAAAGUAAAUAGUACAACAUUCUGAAUACAACUGACUGAUUUCCAAAUAUUUUUAAAAUCCAUAGUCAAAACUAUAUUAAAUAAACAAGGGGUGACAUCUUACAAUUCCUUUGCCAUCAUAUGAUUUUAUUUUUUCCACGCAAUAGCAACAACAUUUUGUUAUUUCAGAAUUCAUAUUAUAGCUUCUCUGCCACAAAAAUUGAAAAUAAUCGAUUAACAUUUUUUAUCCUGAAAUGAAUAUCUGCUGUUAGUGUAUAUAAGUAAUAACGGCAUAGGAAUAUUUAAUAUCAAGGGGAAAAAAUAACACAAAUAAUAAUGGUAAGAUGUAAAAUUGAGACACACGGAAAAAUGUCACAAGUAAAAAGAAAAUAAUUUAUUAAAAUUAAAUAACAAAUGAAAAAAAUGUUUACAUUGUUUUGAUUAAGAAUUAUAUCAUUCAUUACAAUAGCCGAGGGGUCCUAUUCCAUAAAUGAAUGUAUUACUAAUAACACUGGUGUAAAGAGGCUAAUUUUGACCUUUUAUUAAUCAUUGUGUGAGAAAUCGUCCUCGAUAAGUCGCUGAAUAGUUGUCAAUAUUAAGUAUUCUGCUGUAGUGUUACAACAAAACAUCAUAUAAAGUUGUCAGUCAGUGUCCUGUUUGUAUGGGUGUAUUAAUAACAAGUAAUGACUCAUAUUAUAUCAUCCAAUCCGCUAACGGUCGAGGAAACGGGGGAAUUACCCUAUACAUGUACUACGGAACAGCUUAAUGCAGCCAUGUUAUAAUCUCGCCGAAUGGUUCUCCAACACUUGCACAAUCGCCCUCGACUUCUCGCGGCGAGAGGUCAAGAUUAUGAUAUUCGAUAUCUUCAGUUAUUAAACUUACCGUUAUAUACUGGUUAAAACAAAUGAAAAGAAAUCAAAUGGGGUUUAAUGUCUUGCUAAAGAAACGUGUAUUCUCUUGGAAAAAUUUAACGCUUUAAACGUGUUCAUCAAAAUGACACAAUUUUUAUUGAAUAAAAUAUUAUUUAUGAACUUUGAUUUUAUUAAGUUUGGAGUUAGAUUCAUAUUAUUUUAGUAGAUUUUAUCUAAAAUGCUUAAAAUCAUUUUGUAAAACUCACCUAUACGGUGGCUGAUAAGGGAUAGGAAAAAUAAUUUUCAAUUUUGUUAAAGUUUGCUUUUUGUUAUUUUAAUUUUAAUUUUUUGAUAUAAUUUCUUUUUCUUAAUUGUCACUCUAGCCAAUUUUAAUAUAAUUUCUUUUCGAUAAUUUUCAUCCCAGUCAAUUUUUAUUUUCACCUAAGUAAUUUUCAAUAUAAAUUUUUUUCUUCUAAUUUUCACCCAAGUUAUUUUUAAUUUAUUCUUGAAUUAUCAUCCGAGAACAUUUGAAUUCCCACCCGAACCAUUUUUCACUUAUUUUAUUUUUUAUAAUAUUCACCCGAGUGGUUUAUAAUUAUCACUCAAGUAAAUUUUAAUAUGAUUUCUAUUCUGUUGAAUUUCCACCCAGCGUACGUGUGAGGUCAUUUUAUCUAGCCUCGCUUGUACGAAAAGUCGCGUUUUUAGCUUGUGAACCGUCUAGAGUUCACAAUUUUUAUCAGAUUUAAAAAUCCGGUUAGUAUAUCACCGAUGCACCUAAAUGAUGGUAAAUUUUAAUAUAAUUUCUAUUCUGUUGAAUUUCCACCCAAAAUCGCAAUUUUUAUUCAAAUUUUUAAAAACCGUUUUAAUAUAUCACCGUUACACCCUAAUGAUGCCCAGGUUCGAAUUUUGGGAAAAUCGGACCGAAAUUGCCAGACAAAAUGACAGCUAUGGUGUAAAAGUAUGGAAUUCCAAAAUUGUGAACACUCUAGAGGUCACAAUUUUUAUCUGAUUUUGAUGAAACAUCCUGGAUUAUGUCUCCAAAUUUUACGGAAAAAAAACACGUUUUUAGCUUGUAUUCGUAAAAGUCGCAAUUUUUGAUCCUAUUUUAAAAAACGUUACACCGUAAUGAUGACUGAGUUCGAAUUCGUGAUAGUUGGAGCGAAACUGCCGGAAAAAACGGCCACUCCUUGUACGCAAAUAGUGUAAAAGUAUGCAAUUCGAAGGCUGUGGACACUAUAGACUCUAGAAGUCGCAUUUGUUAUCCCAUUUUGAUGAAACUUAAAAUAUAUAUUUUUAUAUCUCUCAGACCUUGGUGCUUUUCUAUAUUUUCGCAUAUCAGACGCUACGUUCCUUGAUUAUGGCCCCUGAUUUUACGAAAAAUCUCUGUUUUAGCAUGUAGAUCCUCUAGAGGUCACAAUUUUUAUCCGAUUUCAUAAAACGUUUCAAUAUAUCACCAUUACAUUGGUCCGAAUUUCGUAAAAAUCGGACGAAACUGUCGGAUGGGCGCUCCUCGUACGCAGAUAGUGUAAAAGUAUGUGAUACCAAUGCUAUGCUGUGUUAUCAAUAUGACUAUGCUCUAAUUCUUCCUGGCCAUAGUUACCUCUCCUUACUGAAAACAUUCUGAACGCAAAGUUUUCUGGAAUUUAAUUUGAAGCAUUGAGAACAUAACAGAAAUGUCAUACCCAUCACCUUCCAUUUCAGAGAUACCCCACCAUCUCCCCAGUCCUGCCUGUGAUUUUAAGAAUUCAAUGUCAAGCAUUUUGAUAACCAGGGGACGAGAACUAUCGAUUCUGCCUUUCAUCUCUUGUUAAAUGUUGGAAGAUAUAGCGAAAUGUCUGUUUGCUUUGUACAGUUUCAGAUAACCAGAUAAUCAUGGCGUACUCGCAGGAAGCGACAAGCAAGAAGACAAGUAAACAAGGUCGCAUGGCCAGAGAUGACAUGGCAGAAAUGAAUAUACCACAAAAGGUAGAAUACCAAGAGAGCUCACCCAAUGCUGAGAGGAGAAACGUUAUACCUAGAAGAGAGAAGGGGAAGAUGUUACCUGAAGAUGAACGUAGGAUAAUAUCUAACCAUGUUUAUUUAACCCAGAAUCUGGAUCCUCUACAACCAUUAUUGGACAGUUUAUUUGAAAAAUUUGUACUAAAUGAAGAUGACUUGGAAGUAAUCAACAAAGCGAAAUCUGAGGGUACCAAGGCAAUGAUACGUAAAUUUCUAGAUAUUCUUCGGACUUGUGGUACAAAUGCAUAUUCUAAAUUCAUCCACUGUUUAAAUAAAUUAGAAUAUAGAGCAGUAGCCGAACAAUUAGCAUCAGAUACUGAUGAUACAUAUGAUCACUCACUAAUAGAUGAAGAAAGCAAAGGGCUGACAAUUCCAGUAAAUAGAACAUGUAAAAUCACCAAUUUACCGGAUGCUGUAGCAAUAGAAGGACGUAAAGGGCUUAUAUUUACUGUAACUGGUGAAACAUCCAAUAAUCAACCACUCAAAUUUAAAUCGAGUUGGCAUCCCGAAGAAGCUGAACAAUAUUUCAUUCUCUAUCCUGAACACGAUGAAUUACGUGUACAAGUUACGUCAGAUCCUGUGUUUUCGUGUAAUUGUGUGACUCUAACAGUUACAGUUAAUGACGGUAUGAGUGAUUCACUUCCAGCUAACCUAGAAAUUGUCAAAGCGGAAGUGCGUGUAAUAUUAAUUGGGAAAACUGGUGUUGGUAAAAGUGCCCUGGGGAAUAGUAUAUUGGAUUUAUCAAGAGAUACUAGAUUUAAAUCUGAAUCAAGCGCUGCCUCGGUUACACGGUUUAACUCAUGCAAACAUCGUGUCAGAGAGGUAGACGGUGAAAAGUAUCUUUUCAGAAUACUUGAUACUCCGGGGUUAUCUGAUACCAAAAUUUCACACCAAGACGUAGCAAUGGAGCUUGCCAAAAGUAUAGAUGGUCUGGCACCAGGACCCCAUAUAUUUUCGUUUGUGUUACCUAUUGGUAGGAUUGAUAGACAUGUUUUGGAAACCAUAGAACAAUACACAGAUUUAUUUGGGGAGUGCCUAAAAACAUAUGGUGUGAUUAUUUUUACAAAAAAAGAUGCACUUCAAAAAAGGUCAUUUACAGAAUAUUAUAAAGAUGCAAAUCCAGAAUUUAAAGAAUUCCUGGAAGGUUACUGUGAUAAUCGACAUUCUCUUAUCAACAACGAAGACCCUCAGCCUGAUGAUGUUCAUGGUAUUUUAAGACUCUUGCUGGAAACAAAAAGAAACAAUAACGGCGACCACUACAGAAAUACAAUGUUCGAGGAAGCUAAGAAGUUAUACCAAGACAAGCUCCAGAAGAUAGAAGAAGAGAAAACUAAAGUGGAACGGGAACUUAAACAACAACUAGAGCUGAAAGAAGAGCAAGAAAGAGAUUUUAAGCAACAACUAGAGCAGCUGAAAGAAGAAAAUGAGAAGAAAGAACAGAAAUUUAAAGACAUGGAAAGAAAGAUGAAAGUAUUGGGGGAAACUGUUAUGGAAAACCAACAGCUAAAAGACGAAAACAGUAAAUUGUUGGAAAAACUCAACAAACAGAAGCCACCGGAUCAUGAGACACAUGUCAAUUCUGUGAUGCAUUCACAACCACCAAUCGUUGAAGUGGAAAAAUUAAGACGUACAGUAAAUAUUCAAAACGUAGAUUUCUUAAAGCUAUGUAAUCUUCUUUUACAAGAUGACUAUUUGAAUGAAAAAGAUAAAGAGGAUAUAGUUUCUUCAGAACCCUCAAACGAUACAAUGGAUAGACUAAUGGAUAUAUUAAAUAAAAAUAACAACAACAAGGCCUACGUCAUUGUUAUUAACCAUUUAAAGAGUGAAACUACCAUGGAAACCACCAAAACAACACAAGAUGACCCUAGACAUGAUACAAUGGUACAGACAGAUCAAAGUGACAGAAUAAAAACAGAAACAGACACUGAAAAUAAAGCGAAUACCAAUAUUGAAGAAGCGGCUAAACCCGAUAUAUCUGUUUCAGAUAACCAGAUAAUCAUGGCGUACUCGCAGGAAGCGACAAGCAAGAAGAGAAGUAAACAAGGUCGCAUGGCCAGAGAUGACAUGGCAGAAAUGAAUAUACCACAAAAGGUAGAAUACCAAGAGAGCUCACCCAAUGCUGAGAGGAGAAACGUUAUACCUAGAAGAGAGAAGGGGAAGAUGUUACCUGAAGAUGAACAUAGGAUAAUAUCUAACUAUGUGUAUUUAAUCGAGAAUCUGAGACCUCUACAACCAUUAUUAGACAGUUUAACUGAAAAAUUUGUACUAAAUGAAGAUGACUUGGAAGUAAUCAACAGAGCGAAAUCUGAGGGUACCAAGGCAAUGAUACGUAAAUUUCUAGAUACUCUUCGGACUUGUGGUACAAAUGCAUAUUCUAAAUUCAUCCACUGUUUAAAUAAAUUAGAAUAUAGAGCAGUAGCCGAACAAUUAGCAUCAGAUACUGAUGAUACAUAUGAUCACUCACUAAUAGAUGAAGAAAGCAAAGGGCUGACAAUUCCAGUAAAUAGAACAUGUAAAAUCACCAAUUUACCGGAUGCUGUAGCAAUAGAAGGACGUAAAGGGCUUAUAUUUACUGUAACUGGUGAAACAUCCACUAAUCAACCACUCAAAUUUAAAUCGAGUUGGCAUCCCGAAGAAGCUGAACAAUAUUUCAUUCUCUAUCCUGAACACAAUGAAUUACGUGUACAUGUUACGUCAGAUCCUGUGUUUACCUGUAAUUGUGUGACUCUAACAGUUACAGUUAAUGACGGAAUGAGUGAUUCACUUCCAGCUAACCUAGAAAUUGUCAAAGCGGAAGUGCGUGUAAUAUUAAUUGGGAAAACUGGUGUUGGUAAAAGUGCCCUGGGGAAUAGUAUAUUGGAUUUAUCAAAAGAUACUAGAUUUAAAUCUGAAUCAAGCGCUGCCUCGGUUACACGGUUUAACUCAUGCAAACAUCGUGUCAGAGAGGUAGACGGUGAAAAGUAUCUUUUCAGAAUACUUGAUACUCCGGGGUUAUCUGAUACCAAAAUUUCACACCAAGACGUAACAAUGGAGCUUGCCAAAAGUAUAGAUGGUCUGGCACCAGGACCCCAUAUAUUUUCGUUUGUGUUACCUAUUGGUAGGAUUGAUAGACAUGUUUUGGAAACCAUAGAACAAUACACAGAUUUAUUUGGGGAGUGCCUAAAAACAUAUGGUGUGAUUAUUUUUACAAAAAAAGAUGCACUUCAAAAAAGGUCAUUUACAGAAUAUUAUAAAGAUGCAAAUCCAGAAUUUAAAGAAUUCCUGGAAGAUUACUGUGAUAAUCGACAUUCUCUUAUCAACAACGAAAACCCUCAGCCUGAUGAUGUUCAUGGUAUUUUAAGACUCUUGCUGGAAACAAAAAGAAACAAUAACGGCGACCACUACAGAAAUACAAUGUUCGAGGAAGCUAAGAAGUUAUACCAAGACAAGCUCCAGAAGCUAGAAGAAGAGAAAACUAAAGUAGAGCGGGAACUUAAACAACACCUUGAGCUGCAAGAAAGAGAUUUUAAACAACAACUCAAGCUGAAAGAAAGAGAACUCAAACAACAAGAAGAACAAGAAAAAGAACUCAAACAACAACUCCGGCUGAAAGAAGAAAAUGAGGAGACAUUUAAGAAGCGAGAGAAGGAAUUUAAGGCGCGAGAGAAGAAAUUUGACCAAAGAGAAACUGAGCUGGAGAAGAAAUUUGACCAAAGUGAAAAGGAGCGUAAAGCAUUGCGGGAAGAACUCAAGAAGUGGAAGCCAUCGGAUCAAGAAAAAGAUGUCAACUCUGUGACAGAUCAACAACCACAAAUCGCCAAAGUGACUCAUGCUGAUCCACCAGGACAAGAGAUAGAUUUGAAGACUGCGACAGAUUCACAACAACAAAUCUUUGAAGUGGAAAAAUUAAAACAGACGGUAGAUAUUCGAAACAUAGAUUUCGUAAAGCUAUGUAAUCUUCUUUUACAAGAUGGCUGUUUGAAUGAAAAAGACAAAGAGGAUAUAGUUUCAUCAGAAGCCUCAAUCAAUACAAUGGAUACACUAAUGGAUAUAUUACAUAAAACAAACAACAAGAAGGCCUACAUCAUUGUUAUUAACCAUUUAAAGAGUGGAACUACCAUGGAAACCAUGAACACAACACAAGAUGACCCCAGCCAUGAUACAAUGGUACAGACAGAUCAAAGUGACAGAAUAAAAACAGAAACAGACACUGAAAAUAAAGCGAAUACCAAUAUUGAAGAAGCGGCUAAACCCGAUAUAUCUGAUGACCCCAGCCAUGAUACAAUGGUACAGACAGAUCAAAGUGACAGAAUAAAAACAGAAACAGACACUGAAAAUAAAGCGAAUACCAAUAUUGAAGAAGCGGCUAAACCUGAUACAUCUGAUACGGAUGAUACAGAUCACUUACUAAUAGAUGAAGAAAGCAAAGGGAUGACAAUUCCAGAUACUGAUGAAGAAAGCAAAGGGAUGACAAUUCCAGAUGAUGUUAAAUAUAGUCAGACAUCUAUACAAAACAAUAUGGCCACCACCAUCACAUCAACAACUCCAUUAUUAAACCAACCAUUUGUUACACAAGAUGUAAAAACAACUAACUAUAAUAAAACAACCGACAACAAUAAAAUGGACUGGAGAUCAAUACGUCAAACUUGUCGAUAUGGUACACUUGAUGAUGUCAAAACUUUAAUACAUCAAAAUAUCGAUUUAAAUAUUCCUCUCGGUGAUUAUAAUAAGACACCAGUAUUUUAUUGUGUGAUGUCUGACAAACAGCCGGUAGAUAAGAUACAGUUACUCUUCUCUGCCGGUGCCAUGUUACAUGUUAAGAAUCGUUAUGGUGAUAGUUUAUUACACUGUGCGUGUCUGUAUGGUACAAAAGACUGUGUAAAAUAUUUAUUGGAACAAGGACUUGAUACAAAUGAUAGGAAUGAUUAUAAUAAGACACCAGUAUUUUAUUGUGUGUUGUCUAACAAACAGCCGUUAGAUAAGAUACAGUUACUCUUCUCUGCCGGUGCCAUGUUACAUGUUAAGGAUGAUGAUGGUGAUAGUUUAUUACACUAUGCGUGUGAGUGGGGUACAAUAGACUGUGUAAAAUAUUUAUUGGAACAAGGACUUGAUACAAAUGAUAGGAAUGAUGAUAAUAUGACACCAGUAUUUUAUUGUGUGUUGUCUAACAAACAGCCGUUAGAUAAGAUACAGUUACUCUUCUCUGCCGGUGCCAUGUUACAUGUUAAGGGUCGUUAUGGUAGUUUAUUAGACUAUGCUCGUCGGUGGCGUACAACAGAAUGUGAAUCAUAUUUACGUGAAUUAGGCCUUGAUAAAUAGAAUAUAAAUGUCAAGUGUCGUGAUUAUGGUAGUUUAUUAGACUGGACUCGUCGGUGGCGUAAAUCAAAAUGUGUAUCAUAUUUAUGUUAAAUAGGCCUUGAUAAAUAGAAUAUAAAUAAUCAUACAACAUCUUUAUUUUACUUGUUAAUAAUUCUGUUAGAACUAAAUGUUGAAGAUGUUUUAUUUUGAUGUAAAUUUAAAGAUUUGUUAUAAACCAUUUUCUGUCAAUCAACAACAUUCUGUACACAGACUGGCUACCUGUCAGCCAUUAAAACUAGUAACACGUCAUUACAAGUUUUUACAACGUCAUUGGUUAUUACGUCACAAGUCAAUAGGUCACGUUAAAUCUAUUUAUAAACAAAUUGAAAGUAGUAUUACCAGGUUGAAUAACAGGAAUAGAAAAUCAACUGAUGUGAUGUUUUGGUGGUCAUCAAAGUCAACUUUAACCCAAUAUUGUUUUAAAUAACAACACAAUGAAUUAUAUUAACCAAGAGAUAUGAUUGGAGAGGAAUAGAAUAAUAUUUGAAAUGAUGUUGAAAGAAUAUAUUUACUAUAGAAGAGCUGCUGUAUUCGAACAUACACCGUCAUUAAAAGUUGUUUGUGAUAAUUUGAUACGUGAUUGUGUCAAGAGAUAUCCACUAGAAAACUGUCCACCGUUUUAGCUGAAGAUCCUGAGAAUCAAUUGAAAGGUCGUAAAAAUCAGAUAGAGAGAGUUUAUUGUGGUCAUCUGUUUCAUAAUGGUUGUUUAGAUACGUACAUGAAAACACCUUCAUUUAUAGGAGGUAAAAAAUGUCCUUCCUGUGAUAAACGAAUGAAAAAUGGAAAGUGUCAGCUGAAGUAAUGGAGAAUAGAUGUGCACAUAAACAAGCUAAACAAAGAGAACUAGAAGAAGUUGUAGAUUUCUUUAAAAAAUUGAAAUAAUUUAAAAUAUACCUCUACUUUUGUAGAUAAACAUACCAAAUAUGUAUAUUCCACAAUCUUGGCUUCAAAUUUACAAAAAUAUUUAUUUACAUUGUAUUCAAUGUCUGACAUUUGAGAUAUUGAGGAAUCCUUUACAAACUACAAUAUUGUAAAAAUUGAAUCUCUGGAAGGCGUGUCAGUAUAAAAAUAUUCUGUUGAGUAUUUUACAAAGAUAUGAUAAAUUAAAAACGUGUCAAUAUUCGGAAUCUUCUACAGAUGAUAUAAAUGGGGUAUGAUCAAAAGUCAAGGCCACCUGUAAUCUUCUGUUUUAUCCGACUUGGGAGAUUUUCUAACGUUAAUUUUUCUUUCUUAAAUAUGCAAUAUAUUGUAAUAUAUAGAAUCCGGUCUUUUAUAUAGGCCUAUUGUAAUAUUUGAUAUAAAACUUACAAGUUCUACUUACUUGUUAGCCUCCAUCUUGUGUCACGUCCAUCUUAGCACCGACUUCUCAGAUUGUUACAUAUAUUUCUAUUUGAUCAUUGUUAACACUAGUAUUUCAUCUUGGUUGUUAUAAUAAUUAUGUUUUAUAACCAGAGUCCAGCUAUGUGGUUUUUACUGCGAGAACUUCGCUUUUCCACAUUAAACAGUGGAUGCUUUUUCCCACAGGGUUUUUUUUCAAUCCGCUGCGAUGGCAUCAAACAGCUGGAUCUCCUAUUUUAACUUGUUUUAAUUAUGACAAAGUGAGAAGAUGACCAGCCCUCUCUUCUCUUCUCACGACAGCGAUGUUAAAACUGUGUUUUAAAGUGACUUUUAGAUAUACAAGAACUUUUUAUUAUUUAGUGUUUUUACCUAUUUUCUAUAUAUUACUCAUUCACAUGUAAAUAACUUAAUUAAAUCAACCUGUCCAUAAUAUCGUGCAAUAAACAACAAUGUCCUAAGGGCAGAUAACUGUUCGUUGUAUUAAUAUGUAACCAAGAGAUAAAACCGAAACUUUUUAACAACUAAGGUAUAUUCACAACCUUUUAACUAAUUAGAAAGGUGAGAAUCGUGGCCGUGAUGGAACUUGGUCAUACAUGUUAAUGUUACAAAUGUCAUCAUUAAUCGGCAGAAUAUGCCGCCAUUAUCACCGGGUUAACCAAUGUGCGACGUCAAGGACGUUAAGGGUUUGUGAACGUUAUCUCCCAUAUUUAAUAUAUUAUAGAAUGAUUUACUAACUGUAUUUUAUUGUUAUUCAUGUCAUGACAUAACCUUGAAAUAAAGGAACGGGCAUAUUGAACGUA